Cyclocybe aegerita is the source of this 2604-nucleotide messenger RNA. NCBI's taxonomy places the organism in Eukaryota, Fungi, Basidiomycota, Agaricomycetes, Agaricales, Hemipholiotaceae. The record is from the annotation of a GenBank genome assembly.
AUGACCUCGCAACUAUUCACACCAACCGAAGAAGAGCUCGAGCUAGCAGCCCACAUCCUCGCCUCCAAGGGACUCGAUGGCUCAGACUCUCGUCCCGGCUCGAGUUCGGGAAAGAGGGAGCCAGCAAUCAAAGGGGAGCAGGCGCGCGACAUCUUCAACCGCAGUGGGCUGCCAUUCGUUGUCUUGCGGGACGUUUGGGCCAUGGCGGACGAGAAUGGUAGCGGGGACCUCGAGAAACGCGAGAUCGCCAUUGCCCUGAGGCUAAUUGGGUGGGUUCAGGCGGGAGAGGGAUUGAGGAAGGAGCUGCUGGCCACAGCUGGUCCGCUGCCGACGCUCGAUGGGAUCACGAAUGUACCCCAGCGCUCAAAUGUUCCCAACGUGCCUCAGAUUACACUGUUUCCACCUGUGAGCAUGGAUGAUCUACGUGAGUAUAAGAGGAUGUUCGAUCGUGCACGUCCGGAUAAUGGGUUCUUGAAAGAGGAACAGCUUAUGGAGGCGUUCAUGACGUCGAAUCUCUCGUACGAAAACAUCCGGAGGAUCAUACAGGUAAUACACCAGAACCAAUACGACGCCUUCGACUUCCGCGAGUUCGCUCUGGGAAUGUACCUCGUCCAAGCUCUCCAGUCCUCUCUACUACACACCGUGCCGACUUCAAUACCUCUAGAACUUUACGACCAAUUUAACGAACCACCGCCCCCAAAGCCAAAGCCAAAGCCUACCACACUUCCACAACGAUCGAGGUCCACAUCAUUGCAAAUCCCCUCAUCACGUUUUGCUUCAACCUCACCAUCAUCUUCAGGUCAGAGCACGCCGUCUCCUAGGAUCAACGGCCAAGACGAAUAUUGGGGCGUUCCAGUUCACGAGCAACAAGAUGCCGAUCGACACUUCUACAAGCUAGACGAGGCCGGUCACGGUUUCUUGGAACGGGAUAUUUUUGAAGAGUUUGUGUCGGUUUAUAAGGUGCCAACAGCGGAUUUAGAGCGAAUACAAAAGCUUGCAGAUUUCAAUAGUGACGGUCGACUAGCACGCGAUGGGUUUAACAUCGCGAUGCAUCUAAUCAAGCGAAGGCUGGCCGGCGAAGAGGUCCCAGCUACCCUUCCAGCAUCUCUGAUACCACCCUCAAUACGAACCCGAUACCCUUCGUCACCAACGUCACCGUCUCUUUCUCCAAAGAUGUCGAUAAAGAAGUCACCUCCUCCCGUACCACCCAAGAAACGCGAUUCAAUCUCCAAACGCCCUGAUGGCUUUCAGCUACGCCCUCAAGCCUCCUUGGCGGCGAUCUCCUCGCUCUCUGGUGGCCCUUCGGCAAGAUACUCUGUCGCAAUGUCCCCUCCUCCCCUGUCUCCUCCCAUACUUAGUCGAAGGCCAACGUCAGUGUAUAACCCAGCGCCUGUAUCUACAUCUCCACCGCCACCUCCAUUUCCUAUUCCCCACUUCUCCAUGGCCCCAUACCCACCACCACCUCCUACACGUCCUCCACCGCCCGAACCGGAUGAUCCAUCACCUUUUGAUGAUCCUCAACAUCAAUUCCCUGUCCAAGAACAAUCACCUCCAUUGUCAAGUGUCUCCCCUCCGUCAGACCAACUUCAGCAAGCGGCGCUGGAAGAGUUCAAGAAGGAAACGACCAGACUUUCAGAGCAAGUGGAUACGCUAAUGGCUCAACUAGUCGGCCAAAACAGGCUUAGAGACCUGAAUGAUACCCUGCGGGCGGAGAAUGACCGUCUAAAGACGCAGGUGCGCGAGAUGGAGAGGACGGUCUCGGAGGUGCUGUCUGCUAACGAGCUUGCUGGGACGCAAGAGCAAGAACAGUACCUGCAUGAGAUCACUCGUCUCUCGACGGAAGUCGCGAACAAGGAGACCCAAUGCGAGAAUGCCGAGCGGAUGGUCGCCGUCCUGACUCAAGACGAACGCGAGCUGCGCGAGUCUCUGCGAGAAGCCAACUCAGCGACGGCCAAGGCCAAGGCGGAGGCGGAGGAGCUGAAGGAGGCUUUCACGGUGCAGCAGAGCGAGAUCAAGGACCUCAAGAUGCGCCUCGCGGACAUGGGCAAGGCGAUGGCCGAACCGGACACGGCGACGAACAACCGUGAGCUCAGGGUGCUCUUCAGGGACGUUACGAGGGAGAACGAGAACCUGAAGAGCCAGGUGAGGGACAUGCAGCGCUCGAUGGAACAGCUGCUCCUGACGAGCAAGCAGGGGGUGGUCGAGGAGAUGGGAAGGGAGAACAGGAGGCUGAGGAACCAGGUGCAGGAGCUCGAGCUCGUCGUGACGCAGCUCCACUCUACUUCGAGCUCCAACGUCAAUGGAACGGGCAGAGACAAGCGCAGCAAGCUCAGCAAGAGCCCCGAGAGCUACGCGCGGGAGAACGAGCAGCUGAAAGGCCAAUUGCGCGACGGUCAACGCCAGUUCGCCGAGUUUCGUUCGACGAGCGAGACCAGGGCGGUCGAGCUGCAACAAAGGCUUGACACAUUGACAGAAGAGAACGAGAGGUUGAAGGCUGCUGCUGCGACGUCGGCGGCGAGGAGACAACAGACACAGGAGGAUAAUAGCGCCCCUCCACCCGCAUACGACGAUACGUUUGUCAUCCCGCCAGAGACGCAGAGAUGA